UGGUAAAAUUGCACCACCUGGUGGACGUUUAUAGGAACUGGCAAAACACCUGACAUUUUUGAUGACGUCACGUUUCCUUAUUAUACCAAAGUCUGUAUAUUUGUCAACAUAUUAUAACUAUACACAGCCGCGGUGUGCUGUGCUUAGUAAAAAUCCUUAUCUUUAUAUAUACAUAUAUAUUCCAUAUAAACCAUAAAUAAAUAGCCUAUAAUAGUACAACUUAACGCUGCCUAUUUUUAAGUAUAUUUGUUUAGUUUUUUAUUUAUUAAAAAAAAAUACUAUGUUUAUCAAGGAGGAAAAAUAUGUCGACAGAGUUCAUGGACUGGGCUCAUAAAAGCCUCUAUGGGGGCGGAGCUUGUAGCCUGUGCGGGUCGCUUUGCGUUUUGCGUGUUUUGCUUGCUCUGCCGCGGGGUCACAGAGGGAACACGCGAGAAACGAGUCCUCUGCUUGAGGAAGUGACAUGAUAACAUAACGUCUCGGAAAGCGCCCGAAUCUUCCUGGUGAGGGCCGACCGAUCGGUCAGGAUGCCGCCGCAGCGAGUCUCCGCUCUGCCGAGGCAGCAGUCUCUGCUCCUGCCUGCUGUCAUCAACCCGUUCGUGCAGGACACGAACCUGUCCGGAGCCGCUGUCCUCAAAUGUGUCCUUUUAGGAACCUUCCUGGUCCCUGUGCGAGCCAUCCUCAUCUCUCUUGUCCUGAUGGUGACUUGGCCAAUAUCGUUUAUGAUAACCUUCAGGCAUCCUCUGAAAGGAGCUGUGGAGCCAAUGACAGGCUGGAGACGGUUUAUGUGUCGAAGGAUCAUGGCUGCCCUGGGGAGGGCUUACUACUUUUGCAUGGGCUUCAGAGUGGUGGUCAAGGGCAAGCAGGUCAGCAGCAGUGAGGCCCCUAUCCUGGCCGUGGCCCCCCACUCCACCUUUUUUGACGGGAUUGUGUGCAUAGUAUCCGGCCUGCCCUCCACUGUGUCACGUGUCGAGAACCUGGCCACGCCCAUAUUUGGCAGGUUUGUGCGCUGUCUGCAGCCCGUGUUGGUGUCCAGGAAGGAUCCAGACUCCAGAAAGAACACGAUUCACGAGAUUGAAAGCAGAGCCAAGUCAGGAGGCCGCUGGCCGCAGGUUUUGAUUUUUCCAGAGGGAACUUGUACAAACCGCUCAUGUCUUAUCACUUUUAAGCAAGGGGCUUUUAUCCCGGGGGUCCCAGUGCAGCCUGUGCUCAUUCGCUAUCCCAAUAACAUGGAUACUGUGACAUGGACUUGGCAAGGUUUCAGCUCGAAGACUUUGCUGCUUCUUACUCUGUGCCAACUCUACACAACUGUAGAGAUCGAGUUUCUGCCUCCACACAUCCCCACAGAGGAGGAGAAGAAAAGCCCGGCUCUGUUUGCCAGUAGAGUCAGAGAAACCAUGGCUCAGGCUUUGAGAAUUCCCGUGACCGACCACACGUAUGAAGACUGCCGCCUGAUGAUCUCAGCUGGUGAACUCACUCUCCCAAUGGAGGCCGGCCUGGUGGAGUUCACCAAAAUCAGCCGCAAACUCAAUCUGAAGUGGGACAGUGUGAAGAGGGAGCUGGAGAGCUUUGCAUCCAUUGCCAGGUCUUGUAAGGGAGGACGCAUAUCUCUUGACGAGUUUGCCAGAUUCCUAAAGCUUCCUGUUAGCCCAGCCUUGGAGGAGCUGUUUGCACUGUUUGACAGGAAUGGAGAUGGAACCAUCGACUUCAGGGAGUACGUCAUCGGUCUGACCAUUCUCUGUCGACCAGCUAACACCGAAGAUGUUCUCAGGAUGGCUUUUAAGCUGUUUGACAUGGACGAGGACGAGAAAAUCACUCCUGAUGAGUUCACGGCGCUGCUGCGCUCGGCUCUGGGUGUGUCGGAUCUGAAUGUUAACACACUCUUCAAGGAUAUUGAUGCAGAUGGUUCUGGUUUCAUCACCUUCAAUGAGUUCCAAGCCUUUGCCAGGACUCAUCCAGAGUACGCCAAGCUUUUCACCACCUACCUGGAGCUCCAGAGGUACCAGGCGAUCCAGGAGGCAGGUUCGGGUGAUUUGGAGUUUGCUGGUGAGACAACGUCAGAAGAAACGAGUGAAGAGAGCACCUCAGACAAGAAGGAGGACUGAAACUGAAGACAAUCAUGACAUUUUCUUAGGAAAACCAAAAAAUUUAAAAAAGACAAAAAACACGUUUGUUUAUAAAAACUUCUGAAUUCCAUUUUAGUGCCUUAAAACAAUAAGAUAAAUAAGAGCUUAUCCAUUGCAUACAUUCUUCCGAUCGUUAGUCGACAGUACAAAGUACACGUUUUCUAUCCUACCCUGUCUUAAGUCUCACUCCAAUUAUCUUUUGAUUACAUUUAGAAGCAUUUCCAGAGGUCUUUUAAUCACGAUGAUGCCGUUUUUUUGCCUAAAUUUAAAAAAAAUAAUUUUCUAGAACAUAUUUUCUGCAGAGCAACACUUAAUUUGCAUUCACACUGAACGCGGCAGGCGCAUCAGAUUCUCGUCUGCCGCCUCUGAAAUUUACUGUUCAACGAAAUUGUUCUGGAAUUCAGUCGUUGCCACAUCAUAGAAAACAUGGAUGAUGUUGAGAGAGUAGCUUGGGUUUAUACGUUUUGGAGAGAGGCGCUGACAAGAACGUCACUGUGUUUCUUCUUUAAGAUUGUUUUUCUUACAAGACAGAAACUAAGAUAGUUUUCCUAAAAAACUAAUAUUUUUACUUUCUUAAGAUCAGUUUUUGCAGUGAAUUGUGGGUGAUACCGUUGGCACCCCCCCUUUACCGUUUCUGAGAGCGCUCCGUUUCCCCCUCAACCUUACAUUACCAUUUUAACAAAAACAGUAAGAAUUAUCUGAGCUUUCCAGUUUUGGAGCGGAACAUCAUAAAUUUGAUCUUUUUCAAAUUGCAUUUUUUUUGUCUGCUCCUGAUUUAUGAUUAUUUAAAUAAAUAAAUAUUCAGAAAUGUAAUUUUAAGCUUAAUUAGCAUUAUAUAUGUCCUCCAUCAUGAGAAAAUGCUACAAGAACAGUCAAAAACACCCAAAAAGUUGUGUGUUUAAGCAGAGGAACACAGAAAACGUGCAGAAUAGUUUGUCCUAUAUACAGGGGUUAGAAAACACUGAGCUAAUAUAAGUUUUUCUUUUUUUUAGAAUAUAAUGUUUAUAGGAAAAGUAAUCAUUUUUAAUACGAGUGUAAACUGCAAAUAUUAGCUUCAGACACUUGAGCUUAACAAUGCUGUGUUUGUAUCCACAUCAUCUACUUGACUGAAAUGAACACAUCCCUGUUUACUUUUAUUUAUCCAUUUUUAAAAAAAGAGAAAUUGCCAAACCAACACAUUUUUACAUUAAAAUAAAUCUCUGUGCUUCUGUUUUGCAAUAUAAUUAGCGUUCAGCAAGAUGUUUCCAGAGCAGCGACCCACAGACACACUCUGUGUCGGAGAAAUGUUUACAACAAGCAUAGCUGCUGCGCAUUACACUUUUUUUAGGCCGCUUAGGGACACAGGCCUUGUAAAAACAGCUUCAUAAUUAGCCAAAAGUUUGCUUUGCAUGUGUAUCCAUUUGCAUUUCUACAAAAGGUUGUUGUUGCUGAGACAGCAUCGCUGCUUCUUUGCGGCUUUAGGUUUACUAAAGCAAAUCAACCAUUGAAAAUAGGGCAAUUUGUGAGCAAAAAGGCAACAGUGCUUCUCUACAGGAGUGUGUCCCAGGGAGAUAUACUUUGAGAUUAACAAGCGGCAUUGUUAUUUAUUUAGCAGGGUGUGUGGCAAUUAGCUGUGUUUUUUUCUUUUCUUGUUAUUACUGCAAUGUCUGCUUUUUAAAAUAAAUCAAGAAUGCAACACUC
Messenger RNA from Oryzias melastigma (Indian medaka), 3803 nucleotides. RefSeq names its product lysophosphatidylcholine acyltransferase 2 (gene lpcat2). Gene Ontology annotation, cellular component: endoplasmic reticulum. The transcript has 14 exons. Lineage: Eukaryota; Metazoa; Chordata; Actinopteri; Beloniformes; Adrianichthyidae. Bases 525 to 2102 code for a protein of 525 amino acids. Gene Ontology annotation, molecular function: 1-acylglycerophosphocholine O-acyltransferase activity; calcium ion binding. The record is from RefSeq and is a predicted model, not a curated record.